AUGUGCGGAGCAAACGUUGAUCUGCCAAGUAAAGGUGGUGGAAGUGUCAACCAGCUAGGAGGGAUGUUUCUCAACGGCAGACCUCUCCCAGAAUCACAGCGCAGGAAGAUGAUUGAACUGGCCUCGGAGGGAGUCCGUCCAAGCCAGAUCUCCAAGAUACUUCGGGUGUCCAACGGCUGCGUCAGUAAGAUCCUGAGCCGCUACCGCCGCACCGGACUCCUGGAGCCCAAGACUAUUGGAGGGAGCCGACCUCGGCUUCUCACCCCCGGUGUCAUCUCCACGAUCAUCCAGUGCAAAAGGGAAAAUCCAACAAUUUUUGCUUGGGAGAUUCGAAAGCGGCUUGCUGCAGCACGAAUAUGCAAGGCCUCCACAGUCCCUAGCGUGUCGUCUAUCAACCGGAUUUUAAGAAAGAUCCACUCGGACCACGGACCGAUGUGCAUGGAGAUCAGUGCGCACAUCAGGACUGAGCAGGGUUUUGAGUCUCUGAUUCAAGAAAAGGUGAAUGAGAGAAAGACGUGUGAGACAGCAUGCAGCAAUGACCAGAAAGCUAAAGGCGUCCAGUACAGAAACCGCACCACCUUCACCCCGGAGCAGAGCACAGCACUCGAGCAAGAAUUCUCUCACUGCCAGUACGUAGACAUGUACACGAGAGAGAAGCUGUCGGCCGAGAUCAAGCUUCCCGAGGACACCAUCAAGGUUUGGUUUUCAAACAGACGGGCUAAAUGGAGGAGAGAGGCCAAACAGAGGAGCAGCACACAGGACCUGCAAAGGCAAAGAGGUGCUGUUGCCGCGAGUUCAUCGGCGCCGCACGGCUGCACAGCUCAGCAGGCGACGGGAGUGUCGAGACUCUUCUGUGAAAACUCAGACGCCUCCCAUGCAUUCAACACAGUUGCCAGGAAGUUGCAGAAUGGCUACUUCUACCCGACAGAAACAGGUAUGGGAAAUUCUGAACAUCUGACAUCCAUCUCAGUGCCGCCCUCAUUCCUCCAUCAGCCUAACAGCACGAUGGCGCAGGGCACGCCAGACAAGCCUCCGCUGGAUCUCCACAGAGACAGAUUCACUUUCCCGCUGAUCCACCAUCACACAGACGCGAGGACAUCCCUCCCUUUGGCAACUGAGACAAUAAGAACAGACCACCCCGUGGCUCAGUGCUGGAGCCAGCAGGGGAUUUCUUUAGCUUGGAGCCAGUUUCAAACAGAUGACAGGUUUCUAUUUACCCAGCAGCCCUGGGAUGUGCAUCCGCAUCGCUGCCUGGACUAAAUGUGCGGCCACAGCUCUGAUACUGGUGUGUGAUGUACAGGGUUGAAAUUGGUUUCCUCGUUGGGAGUUUCUCGACUGGAGGGACUCAUUCUAACCAGCAGAGGGCGACAGAUGACAGGCCUUAUGAUUCCAAGUGAACUACAGCUUCACUCAUCACUUUUC
This is a messenger RNA of Chelmon rostratus (copperband butterflyfish), 1422 nucleotides long. It is a transcript of the gene pax4, whose product is annotated as paired box 4. The transcript has 10 exons. The coding region runs from base 1 to 1260 and encodes 419 amino acids. Gene Ontology annotation, molecular function: DNA-binding transcription factor activity, RNA polymerase II-specific; RNA polymerase II cis-regulatory region sequence-specific DNA binding. Gene Ontology annotation, biological process: anatomical structure development; regulation of transcription by RNA polymerase II. Lineage: Eukaryota; Metazoa; Chordata; Actinopteri; Chaetodontiformes; Chaetodontidae. The record is from RefSeq and is a predicted model, not a curated record.